Fibroporia radiculosa is the source of this 2511-nucleotide messenger RNA. RefSeq lists its product as uncharacterized. The transcript has a single exon. The record is from RefSeq and is a predicted model, not a curated record. Lineage: Eukaryota; Fungi; Basidiomycota; Agaricomycetes; Polyporales; Fibroporiaceae. The coding region runs from base 1 to 2511 and encodes 836 amino acids.
AUGGCCAUGACAUCAGGGUCGGAAUUGAUUCUCAAUGCCGUAGCCGUAUUGAAGGAGAUUUCUUCAAAGGGCGAAGCGAAAGAUGCCGCAUUGUCAGAGGAAACAGAAGAGACUGCUCCUCCGUCGGCGGGCUUGUCAGAGAGUAAAGCAAGGGCGGAUGCAUCCUCAGAGGACACGAACAAUAUCGCACACCUACCGAUGAGUUCUAUGGCUGGUCAAGUGAAGGAACCAGGGAUUAAAGAUGAUCUCGUUUGCCCAUUGCCGAACUCGUCGAAGGGAAAACAAAGAGAUGUGUCGGGCGCGAGCAACCUGCUCAAUGGCUCGGCGCUGUCCUCAACUGGUUCGUUGGAAGGGAAAGAGAAGGAAUCGUCAAUGGAGGACAAUCCGCUCAACCGUGCAGUUCGAUCGUCGGAAAGUUCGUCUACAGGCGAAGAGCGUGCGCCGUCAUCGCUGAGCGAUUACUACGAUGAUAUGGCAGAUCGCAUUCCGAGCUAUUUGAAGGGCAAAGGGAGGGCGUUACCGACAGAGGAUAACACGAUGGUCCCUGUGCCUCGAUCGCCGAUACCUCCAGAAGGCAAGAAGACGCCUGCAUUGAAUCGUGGGCUUGGCUAUCCGGGUCAGUCUGUGAUGAACUCUUCGAAGGACAAAGUAAGGGCGGUACCGACGGAGGGUAGCUCGCUUGACCUUGUGGUCCGGCCGUCUAGCAGCCCGUCUCAGACCUCGGGGAGAGCAUUGCCAUCGGCGAGCAACUCGUCUGGUAACCUGGGCCAGUCCGUGUCGAGUUCAUUGAAGGCCAAAGCAGUUUUCCUGCCAGCACAGCCCCUGGCGUUUACUCUGCCUGUUGCUCCGAUCGUGCCAUUUGUUGACCCUCCGAAAGGCACACGAAAUGCUUUGAUGACGCAGAUAGGCGCGGAAACCUUAUCUGCAAGUAGCAGAGGGACACUACCGACGGUGCCACGGUCUGAUACACCUGGAUUAAAGGGACUCAAGGAAACGCUACGGGCAUUGAUGGCUUCGCAGCAGACGCCAUCGCUUCCACGAGGUACUUCAGCUGUUUUGUCUGCUCAGGUGCAGAGAGAUGGAGGAACUGUGCCUCCGCAACGUUAUACAGCUCUCUCACCAUCGCCUAAACCUCCAGACCCACCUGCAUUGUCCUCAAUUCCAACGGCGGCUUCGCCUAUUAUCGCGAGACCCUUGAAUUUGUCAAUGUCCCCUCCGCCUUCACAGUCGCAUCCCUUAAUCAACAGCGCUGCCGUGCUACCGGCCUCGUUAGUCAAACAAGCAAAAGCAACUGCGCCGUCUGCGGCCUCACCUCCGUCGUCUACGCCCCCUGCGACGCUGCCGUCAUUGCUCGCUAGACCGUCCCCUGCAUCACUCGCGGCUGUCUCACCGGUCCAAGCACCAGAGCCACCUGUAUCAAUACCUUUCAAAGCAGUGGCACCAGCUGUGGAACUAUCCCAACCAGAGCCUGUGCCAUUGAAUCCCCUCCCGCCGUAUUCGCCGGGAGCGACCACAUCGUCUACUUACCCCACUGCAGCGCUUCCCUCUUCUGUCCAGCCACCCCCUGCAGUGUCUCUAGGACAAUCAACAUCCCCCGAUCCAUCUACCAAGGCGCCAGCACACUCCGGAAGUAUUCUCCGACCGUCUUUAUUGUUUUCCAGGACAUCUGAGCCGCUUGUGUCCUCGUCUCAGCACGAACCAAAACAAUCUGAAUCUCCAACGAGUACAUCAGAGUGCCUUGCUUCGUCUGCAAGCCCAUCGGUAGUUCCCGUAUUGACGGCGAGGCAAUCUCAGCCAGUCGUGCCUUCGCCUAAUCUGUCUGCAAUCAACCCAGCGAACGAAGCUGAUGUGCCUUCUCCGAGCUUUCACGAAUCCUUGAGUAGUCUACAGCCUCCGAUGCUACUCAGACACCCGCUUGUGCCGAGUUAUUCGUCUUUAGCUUUCGAAGAACGCGCUCAGCACGAAAUGCGGGUCCGAAUGCGGCCUGCGUACUGGCAACUGCAGGACAGAACCUCGGCUGAGGGAGCCACAAGAACGUCGACGCCACGUGUGCAUCAGAUCUAUACGUAUACGGAAGUCAAUCCCGUCUUCCAAGCGCGGAUUCGGGUGGAUAAUGACGGCUGGCCGCAUAGGGAAUUUUCUGAAUCUUCCGGACAUAACGAGGACGGAGAAGGGGACGGAGAAGAUGACAAUGACGACUACGUGGAGGGUGACGAAGAUAAAGAGGAUAGAGACGAAGAUCAUGAGGAUGGCGAAUACGCUGAGGAGGACGACGAUGAGGAUGAGGAAGAAAUAGAGGUUGAAAGCACUCUUUACAGCACAGACUCGCUCACGGACUUGGGCGUUCUCGAACACGGACUAGAAUAUCUGGUGGACAACCUCGACCUGGUCACCAUUGAACGGACCUCAACCGUCUCCGCCGUCGCGAGCACCAUCGGCUACGUACUAGGUGCUACCGUGCGCACGGUUGUUCACGGCGUCAGAACCAUGGCGGGCUGGUGGGCCGGCUAA